Zea mays is the source of this 3246-nucleotide messenger RNA. RefSeq names its product protein EXECUTER 1, chloroplastic. Bases 568 to 2673 code for a protein of 701 amino acids. The record is from RefSeq and is a predicted model, not a curated record. The transcript is spliced from 12 exons. Lineage: Eukaryota; Viridiplantae; Streptophyta; Magnoliopsida; Poales; Poaceae. Gene Ontology annotation, biological process: singlet oxygen-mediated programmed cell death; response to singlet oxygen. Gene Ontology annotation, cellular component: thylakoid membrane.
UCUAUUAAUAGAUUUUUUUAAAUUUUUUUAACUCAUGCACCAUGUACUCAUGCAAGCAACCAAACAACAUCUCUUGUGAACCAGACUGGCCACAUACACACAACCAAACACGCUAUACUGCAUGCACUCAGCCAGUCCAGUCUGAGCCAGGCUCACUAGAUACGAGCCAGGCUCACCCAUACAAGUAACCGAACGCCCCCUAAAGUUCGGUCGCAACGCGGCCGACGCCGCCACAAGCGCAUGGCGGCGUAGACCCAAAAACAACUGUCCCCUUCCGAGGUCCACCUGUCUGUCACGGCCUCUCACGGAGGCCGUCUGCUCUCUCGCCUCUCGGCGAGUCUUAUCAUCCCCUGGCCUCGUUCUAAUCCACCCGAGAGACGAGGUCGAGCACGACUCCAGCCGCAACGCGCGAGCGGCGAGCCUCAUCAAUCAAACACACGCCACACGCGACAAGAGUACGAGUACCUAACAUACGAAUACGAGUAUACGACCACGAGUCCACGAGCAGACGAGCUCCUCCGCCACCAGUGUCAUCGCGUCGCCGUCGCGUCCGCCUCGCCCUCGUCCAUGGCGUCCGUGUCCACGGCGCCGCGCGCUCCACUCCCGGCGGCAGCGUCGUCCUCGUUAUCCGCGCGGCAGGUGGAUCCGAACCCUAGCGGCAGCCACUUCCUCGACGGGCGGCGCCUCCGCGUCGUCCGCCGCCUCGCCGGCGCGGCCCCGUCGCGGCGCGCUCCGUUGGUCUGCUGCUCCGCGCGUAGUCCGGACGCGGACGCCGGCGACGAGCGACGCCGGCGGGGUUGGGACGCGAUGCUUCACGACGCCUUCAAGGGUGCCGUGCGACGGUGGAGCGAGUACGUCAGCAAUUACUGGCCCCCACCGACCUCUGUUAAGGAGGCGGGUACGGGGAAGAGGGUUGGGAGGUCUCACGAGGAAGAGGUGAUGAAUGGGGAUGAAGAGGAGAGGAAGGUUGGGGAGGAAGAGGGAAAGUGGAGCUGGGCGAGGUGGAAGCGGCACUUUGCUCUCAUUGAGGAGAGCGGGCGUCUCGUUGAUGAGCUCCAGUUGCAACUCCAGGCUGCUGUUUAUAGAGAAGACUACAGGACUGCUCAUAAACUGAGGCUGGCUAUUGCUGCUACAUCAAAAAAUGACGCUGUGGGCAGAGCUAUCUCGGACUUAAAUAUGGCCAUAGAUGAGGAGCGCUACAAGGAUGCAGCAUAUAUCAGAGAUCAUGCUGGCGCAGGACUGCUGGGGUGGUGGUCUGGAAUUUCUGGAAAUUUGUCUGAUCCAUAUGGUCUUAUUAUUCGUAUAAGUGCUGAACAUGGUCGAUAUGUGGCAAGAAGUUAUGAUACAAGACAGCUGGCUUCUGACAGCCCUGGUCUCCCUAUAUUUGAAAUAUACUUUGCAGAGGCAAAUGGUGGAUAUAACCUACAGGCAGUGCAUCUGAAACCAGAUGGUAGCGAUUCUGACCAAGUGCCAAACAUGUUAAGGGAGAAACUUGGCAUUGACAGUAUAAACAUAUCUAGCAGUCCAUUAGGGUCUAAGCAUGAAGAAUUUGAUGGAAGUGUAAACAUGGAUGAUAAAGAUAGUGAUGAUAGCAACAUCGCUGCUGGCCCUGGUUCGAAAAACUUGUCAAGCGAUCUAACUGCAGUUCCCAGGAUUAAAAUCUUGAAAGUGGUACCCAUGCAGAAUGUUGAUCAUGACUACAUAAUCAAUAUCUUUGAUCAGAUUUCAGAGGAAGAUGAUGACAAUGAUGAUCAUGAAGUUGAAAAUGAAUCUUCAGAAGAUGUUGAUAAUGAUGAUAACAGUGGAGUAGCAGAAACAGUUUCUGCAGAAGAGAAUGGUGAUGAAUCUGGUGACGAAAGUGAUAUUGAAACCUUGGUUUCAUUUGAUUUUGUCAGUGAGAAUAACGUCUAUGCUUCUCGUCCAUCUGCUGAAGCUUUUGAACGAAUGCCGGCUAGAUUAGAAAAAAGAGAUCGCUUCUCAUUUUCCUUCUAUACUGAAGAAUACAGUAAAAAGCUAGAUGCUGGAAAGGCCCGGCAGACUUCAAAGGAAACAGUUGGUUUGCAUGCCGAUCAGCAGGAUUAUGAUGGUUUUGUCCAGCUUGAUCGUGUAAAGUUGAGUGGCAGCAACAAAAAACUAUCGAUACUACAACUUGGCAUCAAGCAAAAUAACAAGGUUCAGCAAAAACUGCAUGGAGUUACCCACUUUAGUCGUAUUCAGAUGCCUAUAUUUUCAGAUCCUCUUACCGGUUUAUAUGUGACCACAUCAGGAUUUGACUCAGAAAUUCUUAGUUUGCAACGAAAAUUUGGUCAAUGGCGGGAUGAUGGUUCAUCUGAGGAGCAUAGUGACCUAUUGUUCUAUGAGCAUGUUGAAGCUGUAAAAUUAACAGGGGACAAUCUCAUGCCAGCUGGUCAGGUUGUCUUCCGUGCAAAAGUUGGUGAACGCUAUCAGCUCCCUCAUAAGGGAAUUAUCCCUAGAGAACUUGGAGUGAUUGCUAGGUACAAGGGGCAAAGGAAAAUUGCAGAUCCUGGUUUCCAAAACCCUCGAUGGGUUGAUGGAGAGCUUUUGAUAAUAGAUGGAAAGUUCAUCAGAGAUGGUCCUGUGAUAGCUUUCUUUUACUGGACAUCUAAUUUUCAUCGUUUCGAAUUCUUUAGACGGUUGAGGCUUCCUGAAUAGUUCCCAUCUAAAAGUAGUUAAAGGCCAUUCUGAUUUUUGCAUAGUUGCAUUUGGAGCCAACAGGAGUUGCCUGGCAUUACAUUUUCCGAGGACAGAUUCUGAUGUGAAGAGGGCGCCUGGCAUGAAUCAAGGGGCAUCUCCACCCACUCUGAAAGGCUGCCAUGAGGGUGGAAAAUAGCUCACAGUCGCAGGAAGAGGAAUAGCAUCCUGCCAACAUGGGUGAGCUGCGGGCGCAUCAUACCAAUUCCGCUUCUGCUAUGCUCCGUCCACCAGGUCACCAGCUUGUGACCGAGGCAUCAAACCGCCAGAUUUUGUGUUUCUCAGAGCAAGUAGAACUAAAGCACCUCAAAGAUGUAAAUUUAUGCACUCCCAAAUUUAGGAUUUUGAGCGCAAUCUUGGCAGUUUUCAUACAUGCGAAGUGAACUAGUACGAGCAAUAGUUUUGUAUAGCGUGAUCAAACAGUGGCAGCAAUCAGUAGCAGAGGCAUACAGACCAACACGGCCACACAGAUUUGUUAAUAUAUCUAAGUUUGUUUAACCUUGCCCAUUUCUUAAGCAAGAACUCUAUUUUUAA